CCCAGCGCCGCGCCGUACCCCCGCCCUGACCGCUGUCAUGGCGGCAGCUCCGCUCCUGUCCAAGGCCGAAUACCUAAAGCGUUACCUGUCUGGGUCCGAGGCCGGCGCCGAGGGGGGCCCCGAGACCGGCCGCAAGCGUCGCAAAAAGCGGCCGAAGCUCGUCGGAGCCGGUGGCAAGGGGAUGCGGAUUGUGGAUGAUGAUGUAAGCUGGACAACCAUUUCCACCACAAAACUGGAAAAGGAGGAGGAAGACGAUGGAGAUUUGCCUGUGGUGGCUGAAUUUGUAGAUGAGCGGCCGGAAGAGGUCAAACAGAUGGAAGUCUUUCGUUCCAGUACCAAAUGGAAGCUUCUGGAAGGCCAGAAGGAAGAGUUACUUCAGGAUACCCUGGGUUCAUCUCAUAAGAAGAGCCUCCGUGUUACCCCGGAUCCUUCUCCCCACAGGAGGGCUCGUCACGAUACCCCAGAUCCUUCCCCUCCCAGGAAGGCCCGUCACGAUACCCCGGAUCCUUCUCCCCCCAGGAGGGCCCGUCACGAUACCCCGGAUCCUUCUCCCCCCAGGAAGGCUCGUCACGAUACCCCGGACCCUUCUCCUCCCAGGAGGGCCCGUCACGAUACCCCGGAUCCUUCUCCUCCCAGGAGGGUCCGUCACGAUACCCCAGAUCCUUCUCCUCCCAGGAAAUCUCAUCAUCAUCCUUCAGGUGUAUCUUCUAGGAGGGUCCACCGUGCCACAUCAGAUCUGUCCCCUUCUAAGAGGGCCCGUCUCAGCCCCACUGAUGCAUCUCCACCUAAAAGGACUCGGGAUUCCUCAGACACCACACAGCACAGGAGAACUCACCAAUACUCUCGAGAUUUGGCCCCGAAUGUCCCUCAUUCAUUGUCUAGAACCAAGAGUGCUCGAGCCCCAGAAAGGACCUCUAGCAAACAUGGCUCCGAUGCGGACCUCUCCCCUCCACGGAAAAAGCAUGCCAAGUCCCACUUUGGAGAUAAACAGCCCAGUUCUAAAGGGCGCCAGGAUUCAGAUUCAGAUCUGUCUCCUCCACGGAACAGACCCAGACCCCAGAGUUCUGACUCUGACCUGUCCCCACCGAGGAGGAAGCGAAGGGCCAGCUCUUCUGAUUCUGAUCUGUCUCCACCUCGGAGGAGUCAGCCUCCAGGAAAGAAGGCUACGCACAUGUAUUCUGGAGCCAAAACGGGGCUGGUGUUAAAAGACAUUCAGCAGGAGCAGCAGGAACUCAGGAAGCAGGAUGCAGAGAUUGUGACACUUGAAGCUGAGUUUCAACAUGCUGAAACCGUAUUUCGAGAUAAGUCUGGUCGUAAGAGGAAUUUGAAACUGGAACGUUUGGAGCAAAGGAGAAAAGCAGAGGACUCUAAAAGAGAAGAGCAGUAUGCCCAGUGGGGUAAAGGCCUUGCCCAGUGCCGGCAGCAGCAGCAAAAUGUGGAGGAUGCCAUAAAGGAGAUGCAGAAGCCUUUCGCCCGUUAUAUCGAUGACGAAGAUCUGGACCGGAUGCUGAGGGAGCAAGAAAGAGAGGGAGACCCCAUGGCCAACUUUAUCAAGAAAAAUAAGGCCAAGGAAAACAAGAAUAAGAAAGAGAAACCCCGCUACAGUGGCCCAGCACCACCUCCCAACAGAUUCAAUAUCUGGCCUGGCUAUCGCUGGGAUGGAGUGGACAGAUCCAAUGGAUUUGAACAGAAGCGGUUUGCCAGGCUUGCCAGCAAGAAGGCGGUUGAGGAACUUGCGUAUAAGUGGAGUGUUGAGGAUAUGUAACUGUUGUGAGUCUGUGUGACUGGCGAUGGCAUGUGCAAGUGGACAUAGGACAGCAAUUUUUUCCAGCAGUGACUGUGUCUAGAGCCAUAAUCAAGUCCACAAGUACUGACCCCUUGUGGAGUGCCCGUCUACUUCCAGGAGCACCACUGAGCCUUGUUGUUUGGACCCAUGCGCCCGUCCUCAGGGGCACCAGCACUCAUUGUCACUUACCAUCACUCACUUGCUGGCUCUCAGGGGACACUGGCUUUUCGGUGUCCUGGGGCCUGUUCUUGGUCAGGGUUUUUCUUUUGUAAUAAAACACAGUUAUUUUUUUUUAA
Molecule: messenger RNA, 2082 nt
Organism: Suncus etruscus (white-toothed pygmy shrew)
Lineage: Eukaryota; Metazoa; Chordata; Mammalia; Eulipotyphla; Soricidae
Gene: BUD13
Product: BUD13 homolog
Exons: 10
Coding region: 38-1765 (575 amino acids)
Biological process (GO): mRNA splicing, via spliceosome
Cellular component (GO): RES complex; U2-type spliceosomal complex
Molecular function (GO): RNA binding
Source: RefSeq, a predicted model, not a curated record